Peronospora belbahrii is the source of this 1560-nucleotide messenger RNA. The record is from the annotation of a GenBank genome assembly. NCBI's taxonomy places the organism in Eukaryota, Oomycota, Peronosporomycetes, Peronosporales, Peronosporaceae.
AUGAAGGCAUCUCGUCCUGACACGACGAUGGCUGCCAACACGACGACAUUCAGCGACCUUCCAUUGCACAGAGAUAUUGGUCAUGCACUAAAAGAAAUGCGUUUCCUUCGUCCAUCACCCAUUCAGCUGCAUGCGCUGCCCGUGGCUCUGUUUGGGAACGAUGUUAUUGGUCAGGCCAAGUCCGGUACGGGUAAGACGGCAGUCUUUGGGAUCACCGCUAUCGAACACGCAAUUCGGCACGUAGAACAGAGACGUUGCAGAAGAGAAAAAAUAGUGGUCGGUGAUCCAUUAGCGUUGAUAUUAGCCCCCACCCGAGAGAUCGCGGUCCAGAUUGAGUGUGUGCUGCGCCAAUUGGCACGAUUCCAACCAGAGAUUAUUAUCCGCACUUGCAUUGGUGGACUACCGAUGGCUCAAGAUCAGAUACACCUGGCAACGGGGUGUCAUAUUGUGGUGGGCACACCGGGACGUGUGAUGGCGCUUAUGGAGCAGUGUUUGCUGCCAUGCAGCGCUAUUCGAUUGCUGAUACUAGACGAAGUCGACAAACUAAUGGCACAAGAUUUUGAGAAAGAUAUCCGAUACAUUGCAAACGCUAUUCCUGAAAGGCGGCAGACACUCGCAUUUUCAGCCACCUUCACACCUGACCAGUUAGUUGCUCUGGUGCUGGUCAUGAGAGCCCCGCAGAUCGUUCGAGUUCAAGGCCCACAAGAAGUGACAACUGAGUUCAUUUCAUCCUCCGAAGAUCUUGCUAGUUGGGAGACACGCGAGCAGUCAAAGACGCCGGAGCUUUGGCUUCGCCAGGUGCGGCAGUUUUACAGCGUUAUCAAGCCAUUGACCUCGUCACAUGCCGGGGGUGAUACGCUUAACAUGAAAGCCAAGGUGGUGAAGCUGGUGGCGAUUCUAUCGGAAAUUGUGUUUGCACAAUGCAUGGUGUUCUGCAACGACAAAUUUCGAGCUGAAGCCUUGGCCACCGCCCUUUCUAGGCAGGGCUGGCCAGCAGCAUGUAUCACUGGCUCACAACCUCAAACUACGCGCAUGGAAGUCAUGGAAGAAUUUCGAAAGACACACUCGCGUGUAUUGGUGUCAACUGAUCUCACUGCGCGAGGCAUUGACGUUGACAAAGUCAAUUUCGUGGUAAAUCUAGAUCUACCCCGGGAUCCAGUGACGUAUCUGCACCGUGUUGGAAGAACGGGCCGUUUUGGCGGAAAAGGGUUGGCAGUGACUUUGCUCUCGCAUGAUAAAGUCCAAGGAAUUCAUCUUCUCGGGCGAGUUUUUAAAAUGGAGAUUAGCGAGCUGCCAACUCCAAUUCCAACAGAGAUUUACACUUAUGCGGCUGAAAAUGCAGACGAUAGUGACGAAGCAGAGCAGUUUGUCCCAUGUGUCGUCACAGAGACGUUGUUCGCUAAUGAGAGAAGCGUUCAGAGUUCUUCUGAUAAACUUGAACGCAAAGUGGAGACUGCCAUAGAAGACGAAAAUGUCGUGAACAAGUCAUUGCCGAGAGGAUGUGUCAAUCCAUAUGAACAGGAAGAACACGCAUACGAGUACUGGGUGAAGUUACUGUAG